This is a messenger RNA of Cariama cristata (Red-legged seriema), 141 nucleotides long. RefSeq names its product IQ domain-containing protein F6-like. The record is from RefSeq and is a predicted model, not a curated record. The coding region runs from base 1 to 141 and encodes 46 amino acids. Lineage: Eukaryota; Metazoa; Chordata; Aves; Cariamiformes; Cariamidae. The transcript has a single exon.
AUGUGGCAGGCCAAGGACCAGUACCGGCGUUGCCAGGAAGCGGCUUGCACCAUCCGAACCCACUGGUGGUGGCAAGGGAUGCGGCAGCGUGGUGGCACCAAGGACAGUGUGGAUCUGAGCAUCGAGAUUGUCCUGGGCUGA